CAAUAUUUUUUCAUGCUGUUCCAUAUUAACGACAAACAAAUUCCAUGUUGCGCAAUAUUUUAAUAUUAUUUUGGAAUAUGUCAAAAUAAUAUUAGAAUAUGUAAGUUACGUUUUAAAAGGCAUAAUAAUUAAUGCAAUGAAUGACUGAAUUGUAUUAAAAUAAGUACAUUUUUUAUCUCAUCAUGCAUGAUAUUUAAAUUCCACGUUUCAAAAUAUAAAAACUAAUUUUUAUAAUUUUAUUUAAAUUUUUUAAAAUUAUAUUGUUUUCAUACAUAGUUUUAGUUUUAUAGUUUAUAUCUAGUUUAUAGUUUUCAUACAAUGGUCGGAACUAUUAGAAUUAACUUUUAUACUGGUAACGAACCACUAGAUUUCUUCGGAAAUAGCUCUUAUAUAGCAGAGGACUUAGUUAUUGAAUCAUGCAAAUAUCUUCAUAUUGGACCAGUUGCCCGGCAUUUAUUUGGUUUAUGGAGUUUUUCCCAGUCGUUAUGGUUCCCUCCCAGUAAAGAAUUAAAGGUACCAGAUGAAGAUAUAUUAAACUUUUAUCUUCGACUACGCUUUAGAACACCAAACAUUACAUCUUUAAAAGAAAAAACAGAUUCCAGCACAUUAAAUUAUUAUUUCCGCCAGGCUCAUAUUGACUUUUUAGAAGGAAGAAUUCCUGAGCUAUAUCAUGGGAAUUUACGAGAAAGUGCUCUAGGAUUAGUUGCAACUGAUAUCAUAUGUGAAAUGAUUGAGGAAAAUGUAACUGUAGAAGAAAUGAGAUCAUAUAAAAAAAUUUUUAUUCCACAAAUAUUGAGAAAAAAUCCACUUUCGGAUGGAUUCCUUCAUGAGCCAUUACGAAAAGCUGUAGCUCGUGGUCUUGCAAAUGCCAAAAAUAAUUCUGAAUUUGUUAAAGAAAAUUACUUACAAGGAUUAACUGAAUUAGUGCCUGAUUAUGGUACUGAAACAUACACUGUUUUGAUUGAAAAAACUGAAAAUGGGAAGUUGUUUGAAGUGGAAUUGGUUGUCAAUCCAUACCAUCCAGAUUAUCCUGGUCUUCGUAUGAGAUUAAAGAGAAGCAAAGGUGAUUGGACUCACAUUUGUGAUAUUGAAAAUUUAUGUUAUAUCAGCAUGCGUAGUGAUGAAACAGUUGAAAUCAGUCGUCAGAAUGGUGUACCACAGUAUAUUCAAUUCAAUGAUACAGCUCAGCGGCACUCAUUUGUAUCAUUCCUGGAUGGGUACUAUCGUCUCAGUGAAAAAUGGACCUUUAAUUUAUGUAAAGAUUUACCUACACCAUCUUUAUUAAAAUUAAGAGCAAUGAAAUGUCAUGGCCCAGUUAGUGUAUCAUUUGCUCACAGAAAACUUGAAGAAAAAUCCAACAAUGAUGUGGGCUGUUACAUAAUACGAGAAUGUGAAUUUAUGUAUGAUGUGUAUUAUGUAGAUAUUUGGAUUAGUACAAAAUCUGAAGGAUCGGAGAAUAUUAGUACAUUUAAAAUUAUUAAAGACGAUGAAGGAAUGUUUGUUCUAGAAGGCUGGAGUGAAAGUUUUAAAUCCAUACCCCAGCUGCUAUCUUAUCAUGCUAAUGAAAAUAUGUUGAACUUUCAACGUUGUAUUCCACCAUCGGAAUAUGAUGAAUCAAACUUAUUACUUUGCCGUAGGCAAAAGCAAGGUUUCAGCUCACUUAAAACAAGAGGAGACUGCAGCUGUACUGCUCAGUGUAUACCUCAUGAUGCAAUUAUGUUUUGUCAAGAUGUGUCAACAAUGCCUGGUAGACUGACUAUAGUUGCUCAGGCACGUCUCAGACGUUCUUGUACAGAUUCUAGAGCUGUUGCAGUUAAAAUGCUGCGAAAGGAGACAAAAGUGACUCAUUUAAAAGAGUUCUUAGCCCAGUGUGAUAAAAUGUUGUAUUGGCAACAUGAUGCAAUUGUGUCAACAGUUGGUAUGAUUCUUACAAAUCCCACUGCAUUAGUUAUGGAAUGGUUACCUCUUGGGACUCUAGAUAGAUACCUUGAAAAUCGAACAGAUGUGCAAGAAGUUGAUUUAAUCGAGGCUGCAUAUCAUCUUGCUCGGGCACUGUGGUAUUUGGAUGAACAGCGAAUGGUUCAUGGAAACAUCCGCUGCCAUAAUAUUUUAGUUUCUUCUCAUGGUGAAAGCUGCUUUAAAGUAAAACUAGCUGAUCCUGGCAUCAUCACAUAUACUGAUGCAGACAUUCAUUGGAUUCCACCAGAAUGUUAUGAUGAUUAUUCUAGAGCUAGUAAAUCUAUUCUUGCUGAUGUUUAUGCAUAUGGGACUACUGUUUGGCAAAUAAUUUCUCGUGGUGGGAAGCCGAUGCCACUGUUAACACCAAAACAGGCAAAAGAACAUUAUCUAAAGAAUCUUGGUCUUGGUAUUCCAUCCACUUGCCAAGAAGAAAUGGGAAAAUUGAUUGAAGAAUGUUGGUUUCGAGAUCCAGAUAAUCGAAAACAACCUCAAAGCAUUGUGCGGGAUGUGAAUUCAAUUCUUUAUCAAAUUUAUGACUCUAGACGAACUCAUUCAUAUGCAGUAGUAGAUGAAAGGGCAAUAACUAAGGUUGAAAGCCCUGAGAAACCACCUCUUCCAACAAGAAGGCCACCAGUGAAAGAUUCUUCUAGAAACAUACUAAAGAAAAUUAAAUGGCCUGUAACUGCACCAUUUAGAGGUUUCAAUUAUAAUGUUUUAUCUCAAUCAAGAUCAACUCUUAAUGCUUCUAGUGCUAAUUCAACAACAUCAUUUCUCACUGAAGAUAGAGAGAAUGAUGAAAAUUUUGAUGAACCUUCACAGAGUAAUUCACUCAUUAGUAUUUGUGAUGUAUUUCCAUCAGAAAUUCUCUUGGAUAAUCAUAUAAGGGAUCCGUCGUCUAUUAUUUCAUAUCAUAACUUAACUAUUAAAGGAAAGCUUGGUGAAGGCUUCUAUGGUGAAGUUUUGAAAGCUGAUUUUUUUAAUCCUGUGUUAUUGAAACCUGAAACAGUAGCUGUGAAACGUAUCAAAGCAAAAGAUUCUGUUCCGCAUAUACGUGUAAAUGAAUUGCAUGCUGAAAUGAAAAUUAUGAAAUCUCUAUGUCAUAAAAACAUAGUGAGAAUUAUUGGCCUUGUUGAAGAUCCUGAAACUAUGUUAGUGAUGGAGUAUGUGGAUAAUGGCAGCUUGUUAUGCCAUUUGCAGUCAUACAAAAAUAAGCAAGAAGAAUUAGAACAUAAAGAACUCAUAAGAUUUGCUUUGGGUGUGGCUGAGGGAAUGGAAUAUUUAGAAACUCAAAAUAUUGUUCAUAGAGAUCUUGCAGCCAGAAAUAUAUUAGUAGGAUCUAAAGAUGCUAUUAAAAUAUCAGAUUUUGGUCUUGCACAAGAGAUAAAGGACCAUUAUUACCGUAUGACAACAGACCGAAAUAUACCAAUUCGAUGGUAUGCUUUAGAGGCAAUUGUUGCAUCAAAAUUUUCACACAAAUCUGAUGUUUGGAGUUAUGGUGUUACAUUAUGGGAAAUUUUUUCAUAUGGUGAUAAUCCACAGAUUAAAAAUGUUCCUGAUACAGCUCUUCAUGAAGCUUUACAAAAAGGGCAACGUCUUGGAUUACCAUAUAACUGUCCUUCUUUGGUAUAUGAACUCAUGAGAAGAUGCUGGGAACUAAAUUCACAUGAUCGUCCAUCAUUUUCUGAAAUUAUUGUGACCUUAAAUAAUAUAAGAUCUGAAUUAUGCCCUUGAGCAAAUUUUUUUAAGCAUUGAAAAAAGCUGUUGAGCAUCAUAUUAGACAGUUUUUAUUUUGGAGAUACGGUGAUUAUCAACUGAUCAUUCGCUCUUUAGGACAGUUUCUCCAUCUUUUGAGAAGAUCCGAUUCUUGAAAAUUUUUAAAGAUUUGUAGGUUUCAUAUUUAGAGACAAAACUGUCCUUGAUACUUAAUUUAUGUUGUAAGUAUCUAUUUUGAAAUUUUUGUUGAAAGUUAUAUAAUUUUGUGCAUGUUACAGGGGUGUUUGUGCUCCGGGGAAACCCCGGAAUUCCGGGGAUUUUGAACUUCGAUACCCGGAAAUUCCGGGGAUCGUCUUUCAAAAGGAAGUAGGAAUAAUAAUGAAUUAUUUAUUUUGAUCUGGGUAAUUUUGUUUGCUUUGAAAGCAGAAAAACGCAAGGUCAGUGUGUGUGGUGAAAACUUUUCCUUUCUUUCUCCAAAGGCAGUGAUAAUGCGUGAAAAGGGGGAAAAAACUUCUUUUUUGUUCUUUCCUUAUUGCGCGUUAUGACUCAUUCCCCCGGUUCUCGGACAUUCUCUUCUGGAUUCUUUUCGGCAAGUAGGCGCGCCAGAAAAAAAAGGGAGAGACUUCGUUCGACUAGAUGUGCGAUAACGUGACUCUGGGUUCAAAGGUCUUAUCUCUCCUGGCAUGGCGCCAAUAAAUAGAGAAGGGGGAUUUUUCGCCGUAUUUGCUAUUUGUCAUUGAUCGCUUCGCAACUUUUUUUUCUCCGCUGUGUAAAAUUUUCGUUUCAUUUAUUGAUGCACGUGUAAAUUUUUCGUUUCGCUUAUUGAAAUAUUUUUUUAUUUAUGUACGCAAGAGAAUUUCACUUUGAAAUUUCAGCAUAUGAAACAGAAAUUACCCCUUAAAAAUUCAUAUCUAAUUAGUUUUACAGCAUUAGAUCCAGAGCUAAGAGGUAAAACCAGUACAAUAUUAGCUUUUGAAAAAUUAUCAUCUUUUAUGUCCCAUAUUUUUAGUGAUAAUGAAAAGUCAAAAGUAGAAGCUGAAAUAAGGUUACACCAGAGUGAUAUUGAUAUCACCAAAGAAAUGCUCUACACAUCUGAUGAAAGUGGAAAUCAAGUCAAGUGUACAAUUGAUAAAUAUUGGUCUUAAGUUUUUAAUUUAAAAGAUGAUUUCACAAAUGAUUAUAAGUAUCCUACAUUGGCUAAAUUGGUCAAAGCCUGCCUUAGCUGCUUCCAUGGCCCAUUAGUGGAAAGUGCAUUCAACUUAAUGGACACACUUGUCACUGACUAUAGAACCUCUCUUAAGAUUGAUUCCCUAGAUGCAGUGCAGACUAUUAAAUAUGAUUUAAUGGCUUCUAAAGAAACCUCAUGUGAAAAAUAUGGCUCAAAAAAUCCAAUGACUGAUCCAAUUCGCAAAGAUCUCUUACUGAAUAUGAACAGAAGUUAGAAAACAUAUCAAGAGGACUUAAAAACAUGUAUUUCAGAUGAGUCACCUAUAAAAGUCUCCGAAAAACCUUCUACAUUAGCAGAAAAGCAAACUGCUUCUACCUCUGCAUGUGCAGUUCUCGAGGAAAUUUCUUCAACUGUAAAUGAGGAAAAUAAAAGUCAACCUUCCUGCAAUUAUGAAGUUCACCACAAAAGAAAGACAAGCCCACAAACAUCAGAAAAUAAAAAAAAAGCAGCAGAAAUUAGAUAAUUUUUUUAAAAAGAAUUAAUUCAUGUAAUUUAAAAUAUUUGCAUAAAAUGUAGUAGUUUAUAUGUUUGAAAGUUUGUGGUUAUUAAUUUUUCAAAAAAAGUAAUUCAUUGAACUUUUAUAAUUAGGUAUUUCAAUACUUCAUAAUUGUAAUUUUUCAUUUCUCCCCUCCCCCCUUCUCGAACUCCAAAAUGCCGGUAGUAAGUCCGUAAAAGUUUCAGGGGAUUUUUUGGGGUCCCACAAACACCCCUGAUGUUAGCAAAAAUCAGUGAAACUCAUGUAUAACUGAUAUGUUAUUUAAAUAAGGAUCAUCAGUAUUUCUAAUCUUUGUAACAAGGAAAUCUGUGAUAUAAUCAUUAAUCAUUGUUUGAAGGUCUGCAUCAUUCAUUUUAAUUUAAUUGUGGUCCAAGCACUGGUAAUCCUUAGUGAUUUUUUAUGUGUAUAAAAUUACUUGUUUCAAUUAUGUUGCAGAUAUUUUUUAUUAAUGAGUAAAAUACCUGGGGGUUUUUUUUGUUUGUUUGUUUGUUUAUUCAUCUUUAAACAAUAAUUCUAAUGCUGGAAUUAUUGAUGUCUUCUCUCUCCUCCUUCUCCUCCUAUUUAUUCUAUCAUAGUUUUUGUUAAGUCUAUAUAAGAAUAAUAAUUCUUUAAAAAUUCUACUACAGAAUAUUUUUACUUUAUUCCACCUGAUAGAAAAUUUUUUACUUGCACCCACUCUGAGCUUUGAAAUCAUCCACAAGGCUAUUUUAAAUUAAAUUUUGUUCAAUAAGUCUUGAAUUCUUUUAUAAAAUAGGAUUAUAAUAAUUCUUUAAUAGAAUAAAAUAUUUAAGACUUGUGAAUGUUCAUCUUGUAUUUUUAAAAAAUAAUAAUAUGUUUUAAGUAAUCAAUGAAAUAUUCCAGGCAUAAAAAAUAUUUUGGAAGGGAUGGACCACUUAUGUUCCUGCAGAAUAAAAGCUAUUUAAAAAAUCAAAUGAUUUCUAGUGCAUUUAAAGAGAAGUGCUUUUUUGAGAUUCUAUGAAAUGGAUACUGUAUUGAUAAGAAUUAUUACAUAACUAACUUUUUAAGAAAGUAUUUUAACGGCCAUAUAUUUUAUUCUAAUAGUCAUUGUUUUAAUCAGUUGAUAGUUUUUAUGAGAUUAUAAUAACUUGAUAUGACUGUGCCAAUAUAUCUUCAAAUAUAUUAAAUAGAUUACAAUUGCAUUUUUAAAAUAUCAAAAUAUGUAUAUUAGUCAAUCUGAUGUUAUGCAUCUUUAUAGCAUAGUAAAUGCUAAUCAAUUAGUGUUUGAUUACCACAAAUUAAUUUGUAUGAAUGGGAUUUCUAAACAUCUUAUAGAUAAUAAAAUAAUAAAUCUUUUCACUUUCUUGUGUACUAAAUAUGCAAAAAGAAAGUAAUAUAAUUAGCCAUCAAAAAAUUUGAACUUCAGAUUUUAAUGAAUCUCCACACUUCGAACUUCCCCAAAUCUAAAAUAAUAAUAAUAAUAAAAGAGCUAUGUCAAUCAUUUUUUGGAUGCAAUUAUUCAAUAUUUUGAACUAGAUGGAUAAAAUUUGGUAUGUAAUCUUUACUCUAAAUAUACAGAUUUUUAUUAAAUUUUUUAAGAAAUUCAUUCACGGGAUGUUUGUCUAUCAGUCUAACUGUAAAUGUUAUGCAUUAAUAAUUAAAUUUCAUACACAGUUUUAAUUCUUAAAGUACAUAUCUGUAUAAAACUUUGAACUAAAUUAGUCAGCAAAUUAACUAUUUGAUAGUUUGUAAAUCUUGCAUGCAUAUAAAUGCAAUAAUUUAAAAAUGUGAUAACCUAACUAAAUGAAAUUCAGUAUAUGAUUUUGAUACUAAUAUUCUUCUAUAUCAAAUUUUGGUUCGAAUUUGUUGUCAGAAAGGUAUCCAAAAAGCAAAUUUGGUUUUUAUAUUACAAAGCAUAAAAAUUCAUUUAUCAUGCUCUAAAAAUUAAAUUUGACUAUUUUUUACUUUUAUAGCUUUUACUAGGUUCAGUUUUUAUAUGGGCUGAAAGAGGGUGAUAACACCUGUAUUAGAAAGUAAGCAAGACGUUUUAGGAGAGAUGACUCCCACUGGUUUUAAAUCUCAUAUAACUAUAUCUCCUUUAUUCCCUGCAAUAACGUAUGGCAGAAGCAAUAUAAGAUGCAUAAGUGUAAUAAAUAAAAACUAUUAAACUUUUUUAUGUACUAUUACACAAACUUCACCUGAAAUGUUGUGACUGAUAAAUGCUCCUUAUAAUCAAGGAUUAAAUUAUUAAUCCAUUAUAGAAUUAUAGUUUCUCAUGAUAUUAUUUUAAAGAUUUCUGUUUGUGUUUUAAAUCUUAUGGAGUCGGUUUUUGGAUCAUUGAAGAAGGAAUUAAACUGAAAAAAUUGAAUAUGAAAUAAGAAUGCACAAAAUAUAGCAGUAAAUAGGAAAUAUGUAUAUUGCCUGCCUAUUUGCUCUUAAAAUCAUCAAAAUUUACUUGCUACAUUUCACAAAUUAUUUGAUAUAACAUUUUUUUUUUAUUUAUUCUUUUGAAUUUAUAAGUAGCUCAACAAAAGUUUUUAUAGCCCAGUUUUGGUACUCCCCCAAACUCCCAUUCAGUUCCUUUGCAUUCCAGCCUGAAUUCAUUCUUUUGAUUGUUUUAUUUCACUUUUCCACGUUGGCUGGUUUGUGAUUUUGGGUAUGCUUUCAGAUUUCCUUGGCAGAGUCACCUCUGAUUCAAUGUUUUUUGGUUUUUUUUUUUUAGUUAGAAGUCGCUCAUUGAAAAAAGGAUACAUCAAUAAUUUGCUUUAAUAUGAUUCAGAUAGCUGCAGUUGAAAAUGUUGGGCUUUGAUAGUUUUUUUUUAAAUUGUAUUUAAUUUAUAUUAUUUGAAAAAAAUUGUAGCACCACUUGUAAUUUUAUUACUAGAUUAUGAUUUAAUUUAUUUAUCAACUCUUUCACCAAGAAAAAUUAUUCUUCACUGAUAACUUGAGAGCUGUUUCAAGGAAAGUAAGAAUAUUAUCACUGAUAGCAACUUAUUCUUGUAUAUUGCUCUAAUUAAACUUUCAUAAUGUAUUGAUGUGACAGCUUAAUACAGCAGUUAUGUAUUUAAUACAAACACUAAUGAUUUCACAUUUUUAAUUGAUUGAAAAAUGAAAAUUAUCUUUAUAUAUAUAAUAUGAGGAUCUAUGUAUCUUUUCUUUUUUUUAAAUCUUAGUUGUGAAACUUUUCCUUUUGCCAUUUGAAAAUUUAUCCUUUUUAUAUAAUUUCAAAUUCAUUUAAAUCUUGAUAGUUUUAUAAAUUUGUUUUAAUUUUAAAAUUGAAUUAAUUUUGUUAUUUAUUGUAAUUCUAUAAUAUAUCAAAAUAUUUAUUUUAGUUUCUCAUUGAUUAAGAAUGUGUUUUGUGUUUUAUAUUUUAAACCAAAUGAGAUCUCUUUGCUUAGAAAUAAUUUUGAAUCUUUUCUUAAAAGAAAUAAUGCCAUUUUUGACUCAGAUUAGAAUUAUAAUCGUGAUUAACUACCUGCAAAUAUAUUGAGACUAAGUAUCCAGUUUAUGCUUGGAUUCGGGAUGCAAAAUGGACAAAAUAUUAGAAUACAUGUAUAAUUUGAUAAAAAAAAUAAAUAAGAAAUAAAAGCAGUUUGCUUUUUAAAAAUCAAUCAGUGGUGCAAGAACCUUUUUAAAAUUCUGAGCCUUGAAAUGUGACUUCACACUCUCUUUGGACCAAUUCUGUAUAUAUAGAUUAAACUGCAUGGUAGUAAAAACUUUACUUCUUAUAAUAUUUAAAUUUGAACACAGGUGUUAAAAAAAAGCAAGUAAAGUAAAGCUUACUAAAUUUGACUAUAUUUUUGAAAUUCAAGAACUUAAUUAAUUUAUAAAUGAAGCACCAAUGCUAAAACUAUUUUAUUAUCUUAUUUCAUAUUCAAUAAUAAAGGUAAAAUAUAUUUGUCAUUUUUUUAUAGUACCUAAUGUAACUUUAAAGCUAUGACUUAUAUUUUGAAUUAAAAGUUGAGGCUCAGAGAAGGAAACGUGCUUUGCAAAAAAUAGAUAGAUUUCUUUCAGGUAAUCUAUUUUAACAAUUUUUACAGGAUAAUUCUCUUUAUAAUUAAGAAAUUUGCACUCUCUGCUAGGAACGUUUAUUAUUCUGAACAAUGAACAUUUUAAGGCCAAGACAUUGCAUUAAUUUUUGUUUUAGUUUUAUAGUGUUUCUGAGAAAAUAAAAACUUGAAAAUUUUUUACUAUGAAUAUUCUUAAUAAUAUAUAAAAUCCAAGCAUUCUAAAAAAAUGCUUCGACAAAGAAUAUAAUAUUUUUUUAUUCGAAUAUUUUCUCAAAGUAUUGUGCAGAAUAUGCAGAUACUUUCUUUGCCGUCAAAAAGUUUAGGGGGGGGGGGAAAAGAAUGUUUGAUGAUAAAAGAAUUCCAAGUAAAAGAUUUUUUUUUUGGUGGGGGGAUGAGCUACUUUCUGGAUCUUUUAUUGUUAAAAGUUUAUUCGGUUUCCAUUUUAAAUAACUUUAAGUGAUCUUUUUAUAGAAAUGUUUGAUGUUACAGUUGAACUUCAUGAACUUUGCCUUAACCUUUGGAUGUAAAAAAUUUAUUUUAGAAAUAGUGUAAUAAAAUAAACAUCUAAAACUUUACACUGGGCCAUAGAUUGAGUUUCAUGUAUUGCUAGUAUUAUAUAAUGAAUGUUUCAAAUGCUGUAAUGAUGUCUUAUGCUUUUUUUAAAAAUUCACUUGAUGACCUAGAGUGAUGUCCUUGUUUAUAGUAAACUUUGGCAUGGACUCAGAAAUUAUAAAUAUAUAAUAUGCAAAAGCAUAUAUGUUUGCAUGCUGUAUUUGUGAAUCACAUUUCCUCUAACCAUCUUUUCCUUUGAGUGUAAAUUCUAUUUUAGCAGAUGAAGAUAUAGGUUCAUAUAGAACUUCUAUCUAUUUAGUGUUUGCAUUCUUUUCAAAGUCAUUUUUUGUUUGUUUGUUUUGUUUGUUCAAAGUGAUAAGACAAGUAAGUGAGAUCGAAAUAUUUUCCUCUAUUCUAUGUAUUAAUUGUUGCAUGCAUUUUUAUUGCAUGUUUAUGUGAUAUGAAUAUAUUUGUAACCAUGUGUAUUUUAUUGUAAAAAAUGAAAUUGUAUUGCAAGCAUGUAUCUGUAUACAUGCUUGUCUAGUCAAAACGCAAAUAUAUUGAUAAUAAGAAUUUAAUUAGAGGGAAAAAGAUAUUUCUUACUUUUAAGCAUUUGCUUUGAAGUAUUUGUUACAUACACCAUCAUGUAAAAUAUUUCAUGUCAUCAUUUGUUAAUAUAAUGAAUGAAAAAUAAAAGGCAUUGUACUUUAAAUGAUAUUUUAGAUAAUUUCCUUGUGUGUGUGUAAUUUUGUUUCUUACAUUUUUUUUAGUAAU
Molecule: messenger RNA, 10690 nt
Organism: Argiope bruennichi
Lineage: Eukaryota; Metazoa; Arthropoda; Arachnida; Araneae; Araneidae
Gene: hop
Product: tyrosine-protein kinase hopscotch-like
Exons: 17
Coding region: 319-3690 (1123 amino acids)
Biological process (GO): cytokine-mediated signaling pathway; peptidyl-tyrosine phosphorylation; cell surface receptor signaling pathway via JAK-STAT
Cellular component (GO): cytoskeleton; cytosol
Molecular function (GO): ATP binding; non-membrane spanning protein tyrosine kinase activity; cytokine receptor binding
Source: RefSeq, a predicted model, not a curated record